AUGUCAACCUAUAAUGUGUCUCUCAAUGGCCCUGCACCUUGGGGCUUCAGACUGCAGGGAGGAAAGGAUUUCAACAUGCCCCUGACUAUAUCCAGAGUAAGCCCAGGUAGUAAGGCAGCCCAAGCGAACAUCAGCCAGGGAGAUACUAUCGUGGCCAUAGACGGGGUCAGCACAGAGGGCAUGACUCACCUGGACUGCCAGAAUAAGAUCAAGUCAGCCACCUACUCCCUGAACCUGACCCUCCAGAAAUCAAAACGCCCAGGCCCAGUUCCAACUGCAACUCUUCGGAUGGACUCUCCCAUGCCAGUUAUCCCUCAUCAAAAGGUUAUUAGAUCAGGACGAGCUAACAUUGAGUUUACGGAUCAUUUCAACCCCAACGUCCUGAAGGAUUCUGUGUUGUCCACACACAAGCCCAUCGAAGUGAAAGGUCCUGGUGGAAAGGCCACCAUCAUCCAUGCCCAGUAUAACACCCCCAUCAGCAUGUACUCCCAAGAUGCCAUCAUGGAUGCCAUUGCUGGCCAGGCUCAUGCCAGAGGCAGUGAUCUUUCAAGUAACCUACAUGUUAAAGAUGCUCUAGUCGACAGUACCUCUCCAGUCUACCAGGCUGUUGUUCGUAACUCUAACAAGCCCCAGCAGACUCACCAGCAGGAGCUGGAUGAAUGGACUCGCCGGGCUGCCAAUUUGCAGUCCAAAUCUUUCCGUAUCCUUGCUCAGAUGACUGGAACACAAUACUUGCAAGAUCCAGAUGAGGAUGCGAUGAAAAGAUCAAGGGAAAAGUUUGAACAUGAAGUAAAAGGUCCACGCUUUGCCAAAUUGCGCAAAUGGCAUCAUGGUCUGUCUGCACAGAUCCUUAAUAUUAAAGGUUAA
Messenger RNA from Rhincodon typus (whale shark), 867 nucleotides. Its product is annotated as LIM domain-binding protein 3-like. Gene Ontology annotation, biological process: actin cytoskeleton organization; heart development; muscle structure development. The transcript has 8 exons. Gene Ontology annotation, molecular function: actin binding; muscle alpha-actinin binding. Gene Ontology annotation, cellular component: Z disc; stress fiber; filamentous actin. The record is from RefSeq and is a predicted model, not a curated record. NCBI's taxonomy places the organism in Eukaryota, Metazoa, Chordata, Chondrichthyes, Orectolobiformes, Rhincodontidae. Bases 1 to 867 code for a protein of 288 amino acids.